Molecule: messenger RNA, 3387 nt
Organism: Rosa chinensis
Lineage: Eukaryota; Viridiplantae; Streptophyta; Magnoliopsida; Rosales; Rosaceae
Exons: 5
Coding region: 163-3249 (1028 amino acids)
Biological process (GO): IMP biosynthetic process
Molecular function (GO): N6-(1,2-dicarboxyethyl)AMP AMP-lyase (fumarate-forming) activity
Source: RefSeq, a predicted model, not a curated record
UCCAUCUCAACUUUUGUCUUCGGAUUGACCUGAAUCACCAACUCGGGUCAAUCCAGACCCGCUCCAUUAUCCGAAUCCUAAACCCUCCUUUACUCUUUAAGCAAAACUUUAGGGUUUAACAACAGCCAGGCGAACAACACAGGUCAAAAAAGCACCCGGAGAAUGAGCUCCAAGUACACCACCCCCAUCCUCGACCUCAACACCUUUCGAUUCAUGAAUUUGGGUCUCUCUUCCCGCCUUCUCCACUUCACUCCUCUCCCACCCAAAUCCCAAAAACCCACCGACCCUUCAAGCUUCAAUCUUUACCUUCAUCCUCCCAAUGCUUCUCUCGCAUUUCCUCUCAGAGAUUGCGCUCUCAGGGCCGCCGCCGCUAAAGACGGAAACUUUUCCGGCGAUAACGAGCAUCCGGACUUGACGGCGUUGUCUCCGUUGGACGGCCGGUAUAGCGGUGUAGUGAAGGAAUUGGCUCCUUAUUUGAGUGAGUAUGGCCUCAUCUACUACCGUGUUCUUGUUGAGAUUAAAUGGUUGCUGAAGCUUUCUCAAAUCCCUGAAGUUAUAGAGGUGCCGAAUUUCAGUGAAGAAGCUCAGUCUUACUUGCAAGGGAUUAUUGAUGGGUUUAGCAUUAAUGAUGCAAGAGAGGUAAAGAGGAUUGAGAAGACCACUAACCACGAUGUAAAAGCGGUGGAGUACUUUUUGAAGCAGAGAAGCAGUUCACAUCCAGAGAUAGCUAAGGUGCUUGAGUUUUAUCAUUUUGCUUGCACGUCUGAGGAUAUCAACAAUAUUGCACACGCAUUGAUGUUGACAGAGUCUGUCAACAAUGUCCUGCUUCCUGUCAUGGACGAUUUGAUUCGAGCAAUAUGUGACAUGGCAAAAGAGCAUGCUGCCAUUCCCAUGCUUUCACGUACUCAUGGACAGACGGCCUCACCUACAACUUUGGGGAAGGAAAUGGCUGUUUUCGCUGUCAGGUUAAGCACACAGAGGCAGGAAGUUUCUCAAGUGGCAAUAAUGGGGAAGCUUGCUGGUGCUGUAGGAAAUUACAAUGCUCAUAUGGUUGCAUAUCCUAAUAUUGAUUGGCCCUUAGUUGCUGAAGAGUUUGUCACAUCUCUCGGUGUAAGUUUCAAUCCAUAUGUUACCCAGAUCGAGACACAUGACUAUAUGGCAAAACUUUUUCAUGCUUAUAUCAGAUUUAAUAAUAUCUUGAUCGACUUUGACUGUGAUAUAUGGCGGUACAUAUCUUUGGGAUACUUUAAGCAGACAACAAAAGCUGGUGAAAUUGGGUCUUCAACAAUGCCUCACAAAGUAAACCCCAUUGAUUUUGAGAAUAGUGAAGGUAAUCUUGGCAUGGCUAGUGGAGUUUUUUCCUAUCUGAGUGAUAAGUUGCCUAAAUCACGUUUGCAGCGUGACUUGACUGAUUCUACUGUUCUGAGGAACAUGGGUGUUGGAUUCGGCCAUUCUCUUCUUGCCUACAAAAGCACGCUGCGGGGAAUAUCAAAGCUUCAGGUUAAUGAAGGUCGCAUAAGUGAAGAUUUGAAUCACUCUUGGGAGGUGCUUGCCGAACCAAUACAAACUGUUAUGCGAAGAUAUGAUGUUCCAGAGCCAUAUGAGAAGCUGAAGGUACUUACAAGAGGGAGAACAGUUACUGCAGAAAGUAUAAAAGAGUUUGUCAAAGGCUUGGAAUUACCUGAAGAACCAAAGAACAUUUUAUCAAAAUUGACACCACAUAGCUAUGUUGGAUCUGCUGUUGUUUUGGCGAAGACGGUAGAUGUGGCCGUUAGAGCCACCAUAAAAGACACCAAUGUUCCUGCUGAGAAGGUGAAGAUGGUGUUUGGUAGUUCUUCUUGUGAACUCGAGCUUUCAAGUUUGCUGGCUUUGUCACCAUUGGAUGGCCGGUACUGGGGUAAAGUAAAGGACUUGGCUCCUUAUAUGAGUGAAUAUGGUUUAAUCUACUUCCGUGUUAUAGUUGAGAUCAAAUGGUUGCUAUGGCUUUCACAAAUUCCUGAAGUGAUAGAGGUUACCAGCUUUGGGGAAAGUGCUCAGUCGUUUUUGCAAGAAAUAAUUGAUGGGUUUAGCAUCAAUGACGCACUAGAGAUAAAGGAGAUUGAGAAAGUGACAAACCAUGACGUAAAAGCGGUGGAGUAUUUUUUGAAACAGAGAUGCAAAUCACACCCAGAGAUAGCAAAGGUGCUUGAAUUUUUUCACUUUGCAUGCACAUCCGAGGACAUCAACAAUCUUGCACAUGCAUUGAUGCUGAAAGGAGCUAUGAACAAUGUCAUGUUUCCUAUCAUUGGUGAUUUGGUUCAGGCACUAUGUACCAUGGCUAAGGAGUACUCUCAUAUUCCUAUGCUAUCUCGCACUCACGGACAGCCUGCCUCACCUACAACUUUGGGGAAAGAAAUGGCUAUAUUUGCUGUCAGAUUGAGCAGAGAAUGGAAGGAGAUGUCUUGUGUGGAUAUAAUGGGGAAAUUGGCUGGUGCUGUUGGAAAUUACAACGCUCAUGAAGUUGCAUAUCCUGAUGUUAAUUGGCCCCAAGUUAAUAAAGAGUUUGUAAGAUCUCUUGGGUUGAGUUUUAAUUCCUAUGUCACUCAGAUCGAACCUCAUGACUAUAUGGCGGAACUUUUUCAAGCAAUUUUCCGGUUUAAUAACAUAUUGACUGACUUUGAUAGAGAUGUAUGGGACUACAUAUCUUUGGGUUAUUUUAAGCAAACAACCAAGGCUGGUGAGAUUGGGUCUUCAACAAUGCCUCACAAGGUCAACCCUAUUGAUUUUGAAAACAGUGAAGGUAAUCUUGGUGUGGCUAAUGGCAAUUUUCUUCACCAGAGCAUGAAGUUGCCCAUUUCACGUUGGCAGCGGGACUUGACCGACUCGACUGUUUUGAGAAACAUGGGUUUGGGAUUAGGGCAUUCUCUUCUUGCCUACAAAAGUACACUUCAGGGGAUAUCAAAACUUCAGGUCAAUGAAGCUUGCAUUUUUGAGGACUUAAAUCAGUGUUGGGAAGUUCUUGCUGAACCCAUACAAACAGUAAUGAGGAGAUAUGGUGUUCCUGAGCCCUAUGAAAAGUUGAAGGAACUGACCAGAGGAAAAGCAGUUACCAAGGAAAGUAUAAGAGAGUUUACCAAAGGGUUGGAAUUACCUGAUGAAGCAAAGACCAUUCUACUCAACUUGACACCACAUAGUUAUGUUGGCGCAGCAAUAGAAUUGGCCAGGAUGGUAGACAUAGCUGUGAAUUCAGAGAUAGGGGAUCUGUCGUGAACUAACGGUUUGUAACUUGCACCAGACUAUCUAAUAUAUUUUGACUGUGGCGGGAUUUGGAAUCAGGCGAAGGUAUAAAAGAGUUUUAAUUGUAGUUGUGGAUGUUUGCAUUUCAUAUGUCAAACUGAAACAACCCAA